Molecule: messenger RNA, 1071 nt
Organism: Fusarium subglutinans
Lineage: Eukaryota; Fungi; Ascomycota; Sordariomycetes; Hypocreales; Nectriaceae
Product: amino acid transporter AAT family
Exons: 4
Coding region: 1-1071 (356 amino acids)
Biological process (GO): amino acid transmembrane transport
Cellular component (GO): membrane
Molecular function (GO): amino acid transmembrane transporter activity
Source: RefSeq, a predicted model, not a curated record
AUGGAUAAAUCAUCUCAGAAGCUAGAGACCUUUCAGUCCGAACCAGCUCUAGAACAUGGCUCCUCCACCGAAUAUCAUGAGCUAGAAAGAAAGCUGGAAAGUCGGCACAUUCAAUUCAUUGCUCUUGGAGGUGCCAUCGGUACUGGCCUUUUCCUUGGAAUUGGCCGUGCCUUGACUCAAGCUGGUCCACUUAGUCUUCUACUGGGUUACAGCAUUUCAGGCGCAGCUAUCUUUUGCAUGAUGCAGAGCUUGGGUGAAAUGUGUACUUGGCUCCCCCUCCCAGGAGCAAUCCCUCAGUUCGCAGAUCGUUGGGUGGACCCUGCGUUGGGGUUUGCCAUUGGUUGGAAUAUCGCCGCUGUAUCUGUCGUGAUACAGUACUGGGAGGGAGCCCAAGGCGUCAAUGUCGCAGUCUGGAUAACCAUCCUCAUCGUCUUGGUGGCUUGCAUUAACCUUUUCGCCGUCUCAGUCUACGGAGAAGUCGAAUUCUAUUUUGCCGGCGUCAAAGUCAUUGCCAUCAUCGGUCUCAUCUUGUUAGCCUUCCUCAUCGAUCUAGGCGCAACAGGGCAAGGCCGUAUCGGAUUCCGCUACUGGAAGGAUCCCGGAGCGAUGAAAGAGUAUGUGGCGACCGGUGAUCUCGGUCGUUUCCUAGGCUUCUUUUCGACUCUGGUUAAUGCAGCCUUUUCCUUUGGUGGUAUCGAGACUGUUGCCGUAGCCGGAGGCGAGGCCAAGAACCCACGAAGGAACAUUCCCAAAGCUGUCCGUCGAGUGUUUUGGAGAAUCCUGUUCUUCUAUGUUCUAGGCGCUCUAGCCGUUGGCGUCUUGGUCCCUUCGAACGACGAAAAGCUACUGAGUGCUCAGGCAAACGGGUCCAAGGGUGCGGCAGCCUCACCAUGGGUUAUUGCUAUCACGCAUGCCAAGAUCAAGGUCUUGCCAUCUAUUAUCAAUGGUGUGAUCCUGAGUUCUGCCAGUUCCGCCGCCAACGCCAUGACCUUCAAUGGAAGUCGAUAUCUCUUUGCUUUGUCCAAGAAUGGACAAGCCCCCAAGAUCUUUCAAAAAUGCAACAAAAGGUGA